ACAGCUCCUCAGAGCUGAGGCCCAGGUGGGCUUUGUGGCCUGCUCCCUCCCUUCUCCCUCCCUCACCCCAGUCAGGUCCAUGGCUGCUGAGGGUAUCAGAAGCACAAAGCCCAUCCAUCCUGAAGAGGGCACAGAGGACUGCAGCCCACCCCAUACCAGGCCAAACUUGGGACAGGGAGCCCAAGCUCCCUUGGGUCAUUUUAUAGGGUCCCCAGUAGAGACAGGGAUGGUGGGAGGUCCUGGGGGCAGGGAUUUGCACCUGAUAUGGGGCGAGGCCUUGACCUGUGUGUAGCUAUCAGGUGUGCUGUAGCCUUAGCUCAAGCAGUGCUUUUAGAGUGUGGUAUGUGGUCCUAGCAUGCAAAGCAUCAUCUCAGGUGCCAUUGGAGGAGACCUCAAUGGGGAGAGACCCACCCUCUCAGGUCAUCAGGUACCACCUGCACACCCAAUCGCAGGCUGUUCUCACAAUUAACACUCGUCCUCCAGCUGUGUUGACUACCUCCAAGGAACACCUUUGUUCUGGCAGUGGAGAUCCCCACCUGGUGUCCCUCAGCCACAUACACCUGUGGUCAGAGUGGAGGUGUCAGCUGGACAGCUGAUGAUAGACCACCAUCCCUCUAGGCCUGCAUGAGCAAAGUGGCAGGGUGGCAGGAUCCAGGGCAAACCAGGCUUGCUGGGAGUCUGAGCUGGGUCACCCAGUGCAGACUUGACUUCUCCUAUGGGGCCUGCUGUUCCACACCCAGCUGGGGUCAGGGAGCUGGGCCUCUUCUCUACCCAGUCAAGGGAUCCUACAUGUGGACCUUCCCAAGAACUCACCUCCCAGGACCAGAGUGGGUGUGGUUGCCUUGCAGCUGGGCCCUCCCCUGCCACCCACCCCACACCCAGUGGCCAGUUAUAAAACAGGAUGUCCAACCACAUCCAGCUGUGUUACCUGAGGGAGCUGGCUGAGCGUAAUACCACUGAUGAAGAUGGAGCUACUUGCAAAAGAAAGACCAAGCCUUGAGGUACCAAGGGUGCUUGGUAUAGGCUCUGUCCCCAUGCUUUGUUCCUGGGGGGAGCUGUGUAGAUGAGGGUAGGUGAGCUCUUGGAUCUGCCUGGCCUGAAGUGCAGGGCUGCAUCCCACCUGGUGGUGCUUGGUGGGCAUAUAGUGGACAGAGCCCCCAAGAAUAUUCCAAAGACUGUGGGAGCAGGGUGGACACACAACAAUGGGCAACCACCACAUAAAUGUGAUCCACAUGUGUUGGUCACACCACAUAUGCGUGGAGCCAGGCAGAAAGAGGCUGGUGUGGUCUUGUCUCUGCAGGAAGAGAGUAGGAGGUCUGUGGAGCACACACAGGCUGGGUUAUGGAUCCUCCUGUCACAUGGCCCCCUGAGUGAGGGUUUGGUGUGUUUUGGGCAGGCUCCCAGUGUUUAUGAGUGUAUAUGUGUGUGUGCAUGUGUAUGUUCUAGUACAUGUGCUUGUAUGCACCCAUGUGAGUGUCUGAGCCUCUCGGGUCUUGGAGGACAGCUCUGGUGCCCAGGUGAGCCCAUGACUCAAGCUCUGUCUUGGGAAUCCGGGCCCUGCCCAAUCACCAAGCAGCCCUGGAGUCUCCGGCUGCUCCUCUAAGACCACUCUGGAUUUUUCCUUUCUCUGGGCCCUCUGCUUUUGCUUCCUGUAACACGCAGCUGACCAUCCUACCUUACCUAUGGGGCUUGAUAUGAUGUGGCACAUGUGUGAGCAGAGCUCUGCUGCAUGUGCAGGCAUGAGCUCUUGGCCAGGGUGCUUCAGGGAAUGUGAAGGCCACAAACCUGAGGGAAGAGGCCUAGGGUCAGCUCCACCUGUGCAUCUAACAGCCCCUGAAGCUGGCUAGCUUGCUCUGCUCUGUGACCCUGAGCACACUGAGCAGCUUGCUCAAGCAUAUUUGGUGGGCACAGGAUGACUGGGUGGCAGCAGAUGCCUACUUAGGGGUGGGCAGAAGGGUAGAGGAGGAACUCUGCAGGCUGUAUCUGGGCACCCAAAGACUUCCUGAUUCAGAUCAGGAUAGGGACUGUACAGAAUGUCUUCAUGGAUCUUGUUCCCUGACUCAGAACCUGUCAGGCCCAGGGUACCCAAGAACCCAGUUGUCUAUGCUGGGAAGACUGGGCCCUGGGCAUGUCCCAGGACACCAGAGCCCAGGACAAGGUAGGAGUGAGGCAAUCAAGCCAGCCUUAGCAGCAACUCAACCUCCCUGGACCCCCAGGUCCUAGCCCCCAGAGAUGGCUAGCCCACUGGCCCACUGGUUCCUGAGCCCACCUGUCCUGAAGCCUGAGAUCUUUCUUGGACACUCAUCUACCAAGACAAUGCCCCACUCUGGACCUUCAGUGCUGAACAAUAUUUCAGCCUGACCUUAACCCACACUUGGCCAGAUAAGCCUGACAGUACCGUCCUAAUCAAAGCAGCUACCCUGGCAGCUGCAGAUUGGCAGAGGCCACUGAGACCAAGAGACAGUCUUCCCCCGGGGCCAGGACCACACGACCAGGGUCAUAGCCCUUCCCAUGCAGGUCACCUGGGUCUGUCCCUCCCCACAGCACAGAUUCAUGGCUUCACUCUCCUACAAGCACGAGUCUGGUGUAGUGUGCUGCCCACCACCAAGCUCAGCUCUGGCCCAUGGUCACCCUGGUGGGGGGGCAUCCUGGGAGGAAGGAUGCAGGAUUGGUCUCAGUGAGGACCAGCCUGUGAUGGGGCCUCAUUCAAGUGUCCCAAGUGUGUGUAGGCACAGAGAAUAGAAGGAUGCCAGGCCCCUUGCUGGAGCCCUUGCUGGAGGUUCAGGUUGGGCUGGGUGGCAGGCAGACCCUGUUAAGGUUUGCUCCUUGGAUACAGGUUGGAAUCAUGGCCCAAGCAGCCAGCACAGGGUCUGGAACCUUGGAAAUCCCCUUGGGCCAGCCACCCAUGCCACCCCUGGAGCGGGGUCACAGGGAGAAACUAGUGGAGAUUCACACCUCUUUUGGGGAGCUGCUCACCUUCUUUUGCAAAAACACCACCAUCCAUGGCACCAUCCGAUUGGUCUGCUCCAGCCCAAACCGGCUCAAGAAGGUGUCCUGGGGGCUGCUGCUCCUGGGGACUCUGGGGAUGCUCUACUGGCAGCUCGGGCUCUUACUGGAGCAGUACUGGCGCUAUCCAGUCAUCAUGGCAGUGUCUAUUCACUCGGAGAGAAAGCUCUUCCCAUCUGUCACUCUUUGCGACAUGAAUCCACAACGGCCAGGUUCCCUCCACUACCAUCUAGAGGCACUGGAUGCAUUUGCCCAGGAGAGUAUCUAUUCACUCUACAAGUUCAACUUUACGGAGGGCAGGGACACCCCAUUCCCCAAUGUCCCUGACCCAAAGUCCCCAUUCAAGCUGGACCGAGGAAUCCAACUGCAGUGGCUGAAGCAUCUGGGCAACCAGCACAAAGUGGGCUUCAAACUGUGUAACAGCACAGGUGGCGAUUGCUUCUACCGCACGUACUCAUCAGGCGUGACAGCUGCCCAAGAGUGGUACCACUUCCAUUACCUGGACAUCCUGGGCCUGACACCCACUGCCAGGGAGGACAGCCACCACAGUCAUUUUGUCUUGUCUUGUCGCUACAACAGCGAGGACUGCCAGGCUCAGCACUUCCGGAAGUUCCACCACCCUACAUAUGGCAGCUGCUACACCUUCGAGGGUGUCUGCACAGCACAGCACCCAGGCAUCACCCACAAGAUCAACCUGAUCCUCAGGACAGAACCGCGAGUGGGGCUCCCUCUGCUGUCUACCGAGGCCGACAUUAAGGUCAUGAUUCACGGACACAACCAUACGCCCUUCCUGGAGCACCGGGGAUUCAGCGUCCGGCCUGGGACUGAGACCACUAUCGGCAUCCGCGAGGACGAGGUGCGCCGGCUUGGGAGCCCCUACAGCCGCUGCACUGACGGCGCGGUGAGCGUGGAUGUGCCUCUGCUCUACAACUCCUCCUACACCCGGCAGGCCUGCCUGAUGUCCUGCUUUCAGCAGCUGAUGGUGGAGAGCUGCUCCUGCGGCUACUUCCUCCACCCCCUGCCGGCGGGAGCCCAGUACUGCAGCCGCGCGCGGCACCCGGCCUGGGGUCACUGCUUCUACCGUCUGCACCAGGCCCUGGAAACCCACCGGCUGUCCUGCGACUCCCGCUGCCCCAGGCCCUGCAGGGAGACUUCGUACAAGCUGUCCACCACGACUUCCCGGUGGCCUUCGGCCAAGUCAGCUGACUGGGUCCUGGAUGUGCUGAGAGGGGAGACUCCGAGCCUGAGCCUGAGCCCAGGGCGAUCCCAAGCCCCCCGGAGCCACGAGGCCAAAGUGAACAUCUUUUACCAGGAGCUCAACUACCACAUGGUGGAUGAAGCACCUGUGUACUCGGUGCCGCAGCUGCUGUCUGCCAUGGGGAGCCUCUGGAGCCUGUGGUUCGGCUCCUCUGUCCUCUCUGUCAUAGAGCUGCUGGAGCUACUGCUGGAUGCCACAGCCCUCACCCUGCUGCUGGGCUUCCGCUGGCUGCAUGGGGCACAGGUGUCCCAGCCUGAAACCAGCACUGUGUCAGUGCUACCCUGCACCUCGCCUGCGGCCAGAGGCUGUGGGACUAAAAUCAGAGACCCUGGGCACCCAGUGGUGGCUCUGGAGAGGGUCUUGAUGGAGGAGUUAGGCUGAGCUCCAGCACUCAUACCCUCACCAGCCUUGCCAGAACAUCUGGUCCUGGGCCUAGCCCUGGGAGUUGUGCACAGGAGUGUCCCCCGGCCAUUCAACAUCAAGGAAGCAGCAUGACCCAGCUGGAAGGCUGGUCAACAUCAGGCCCACUCAACACAUCAGGGCCUCUCUUUGCCCACCCUCCCCGGGGGUGGCCACUUCAGUCUUCAGGAAGCUCAGGACAGGAAGGAAGGGUGUUCUUAACUCUCCAUACACCUAUAUCCUAGAUAUGAACCUAGAGCCUCUAUGAGCAAGUGUGGCCAGAGGUGCCUCUACCUCCUGGUGUGUCUGAUUGGUGUCUUGUCUCUGUUUCUAAGGGAAUUGGCUCUGUCUGUACCUGUGUGUAGGUACGAGGUUCUGGCAGAGCCUGCCUUAGCCUCAGGGCAAGCAGGGAGGAGUGUGCCCCGAUCCUAUGGACUGCUCUGUAAUAAAACUGGGAGUAAAAAAAUAAUAAAAUAAUAAAACUGGAA
Messenger RNA from Cavia porcellus (domestic guinea pig), 5151 nucleotides. RefSeq names its product sodium channel epithelial 1 subunit delta (gene Scnn1d). Gene Ontology annotation, biological process: sodium ion transmembrane transport. Gene Ontology annotation, cellular component: plasma membrane; sodium channel complex. The transcript has 11 exons. Lineage: Eukaryota; Metazoa; Chordata; Mammalia; Rodentia; Caviidae. The record is from RefSeq and is a predicted model, not a curated record. Bases 2747 to 4645 code for a protein of 632 amino acids. Gene Ontology annotation, molecular function: ligand-gated sodium channel activity.